AUGUGUGGACGGGCGCCAUUGGCCAGCAAAGUGAGCCUCGAGGACUAUACUGAAGACAUUCAAAGGUCCAGUGUCGUGAAUGCCAAAUUCAUGACUUCCAAAGGGUACGGUCCCCAAGGAGCAAAGCCGCUCGAGAUGAGAGCCCAGCCCCAUGACUAUCAGCUCCAAGGCUUGCAAUGGUUGAGCCUACCCAAUCCUGCAGGAAAAAUCCUCGCCAACGACACGGGUCUCGGCAAAACCCUCCAAGCUCUCGCCACUGCUGCCGCACUUCCAAACAGACCCAACGGCGCUCGCCAGGUGCUGGUAGUUGUCCCUUGCCAAGUGCUCCAGAAUCGGUUCAACGAAACGAACAAGGCCGGCCUUCCCCCUCUCAACCGUCCGCCUCCUGGUCCCCCUGCGCCGCCCAGCGUAGGCUCGGGUGAGGCUACCAGCAGCUCCAACAGCGACAACGACGAGGGCUCGGGGGACGAGCACGUUUCGGGCGGGUCUUCUGCCCGUACGCCCUCCGGCUCGCCCCUGCCUCCCUCGUGCGGCGACUCGCCCAAUGGGCAUGGCCCUCCCCCUCCUCCUUCGGAGGAUGAAGAUGAAGAGAUGGAGGAUGCAGCGGCUGCUACAUGGGCAGGAGGGCAUGAAACCAACUGA
Molecule: messenger RNA, 642 nt
Organism: Letharia columbiana
Lineage: Eukaryota; Fungi; Ascomycota; Lecanoromycetes; Lecanorales; Parmeliaceae
Exons: 3
Coding region: 1-642 (213 amino acids)
Cellular component (GO): nucleus
Molecular function (GO): ATP binding; ATP-dependent chromatin remodeler activity; DNA binding
Source: RefSeq, a predicted model, not a curated record